This is a messenger RNA of Rhodotorula graminis WP1, 870 nucleotides long. RefSeq lists its product as uncharacterized. Gene Ontology annotation, cellular component: cell cortex; mating projection tip; spindle pole body. NCBI's taxonomy places the organism in Eukaryota, Fungi, Basidiomycota, Microbotryomycetes, Sporidiobolales, Sporidiobolaceae. The annotation marks the transcript as partial. The transcript is spliced from 3 exons. Gene Ontology annotation, biological process: mitotic spindle orientation checkpoint signaling; establishment of spindle localization; nuclear migration along microtubule. The record is from RefSeq and is a predicted model, not a curated record.
AUGGUCCUCGGCGACGAGCGUGGCGAGCGCGUAGCCGUCGCAGAGCGCGGCGCGAGCGAGUCGGACAGCGCCUCCGCCGCGCCGCCCGUUCUCGACGAGCUCGCCCUGUUCGCCAUCUCGUCGAGCGUCACCGAGAUCCUCAUGAGCAUCCAGGACCUCAACACGCUCCUGUUCGAGAUCCAGGAGCUGCGCCACGCCACGUCGGCCGCGCCGUCGGCGGGUCCGCCGCAGUCGACCGGGUCGUCGCCGGCGAGCGAGGUGGACGCGGCGCUCAUGCGGCUCGACGCCAAGAUGGACGACGUUCGCAAGGAUUACGCCUUGGUCGAGUCGCAGGUCCAACCGCUCCUCGCCUCGCACGCGCACGACGAGCGCAGCGAGCUCGGCCUCCUGCGGCAGAAGUGGGUCGACGCCGUCGACGAGUGGGACACGGUGCAGAAGGACGCCGAUGCGCUCGGCGACGAGCUCAAGGAGGACAAGUGGCUCGUCGUGUUUCGGAGCGUCUCGAGCCAGGCGAGCGACAUGAUGCGCUCGCUCGACAAGGUCCUCGUCCAGAGCCAGCACUUUGUCGCCGACGUCCACGGUCACGCGCGCCCCUCGUCCUCGUCGAGCGCACCGUCGCCGGGUCGCCUGUCGCGCUCGCCAUCUGCGCCCCACCUCCUGUCGUCGUUCAAGGACCUCCACCAGAGCCUGCGGGCCAAGGUCAAGUACUACGCCCCGGCCACCGAGCGCGUCCUCGCCAUCCUCGCCAAGGGCAUCUCGGACCGCCGCACCAAGAACGGCGAGGUCCUGCGCCGGUUCGGCGACAUGCAGGGCCAGUGGAAGGGCCUGCAGGAGCGCGUCGAGCUCGUCGAGCACGAGAUGCAGCGGGUC